AUGCCUUUCGGCGACUUCACAUCCUUUUGCCAGACGGCACCGCUGCCCCUGUGCGCAGCCGUCGGCCCCAUCACCUCCAUAUCAAACGGCGUCGGCAUCGAGACAAACUGCUAUGCCCGCAACAUCGAGCUGGCCAACACCAUCAUCUUCCAGAUGGCCACGAGCGCCAUACACAUUGUCGCCCUGGCCAUGACCGUCAUUAUGAUCCUCCACGUGCGCGGCAAGUUCACUGCCGUUGGCCGCAAGGAAAUCAUCAACUGCUUCUACAUCUACAUGCUCCUGACGUUCAUCUCCCUGUGCGUCGAUGCUGGUGUUGUCCCUCCAGGCUCAGGCCCCUAUCCGUACUUUGUUGCGGUACAAAACGGCCUUUCAUCUGCCCUCAUCACCUGUCUGAUGAUCAACGGCUUCGUGGGCUUUCAACUAUACGAGGACGGCACGCCGCUGUCACUAUGGAUGUUGAGGCUGUCCUGUCUCGCCGCCUUUGCCAUAUCCUUCCUGGUGUCUCUAGCGACCUUCAAGAGCUGGGCCGGCCUGGGGCCUACAAACACAGUGGGGCUGUUUGUGGUGCUGUACGUGCUGAACGGGGUGCAGUUGCUCAUAUAUCUGGUGAUGCAGAUAAUAUUGGUGUCCCAGACGCUGCAGGACCGCUGGCCGAUGGGAGACAUCGCUUUUGGUGUCUUCUUCUUUGUCCUUGGCCAGGUUAUUUUGUACGCCUUCAGCGACAAGAUCUGUGACGCUGUGAGCCACUAUGUCGAUGGCUUGUUCUUUGCCACAAUCUGCAACCUACUGGCAAUAAUGAUGGUCUACAAGUACUGGGAUUCCAUCACCAAGGAAGACCUCGAAUUUUCAGUCGGAACUAGGAUGAACAACUGGGAGGUGAAGGAGCUGCUGCCCGAGGAGGAGCGUCGGGGCACAGUAUACCAGGACGAUCCUUAUGCUCAGUCCAGCACAUACGAUCACGGUUACUCACCGUCACCAAACGCGACUGGGCACCGAUACUCGUCAAAAUACUAG
This is a messenger RNA of Diaporthe amygdali, 1014 nucleotides long. RefSeq lists its product as uncharacterized. Bases 1 to 1014 code for a protein of 337 amino acids. Lineage: Eukaryota; Fungi; Ascomycota; Sordariomycetes; Diaporthales; Diaporthaceae. Gene Ontology annotation, biological process: protein folding. Gene Ontology annotation, cellular component: endoplasmic reticulum membrane. The record is from RefSeq and is a predicted model, not a curated record. The transcript is spliced from 3 exons.